Messenger RNA from Dipodomys spectabilis (banner-tailed kangaroo rat), 1029 nucleotides. It is a transcript of the gene Tbpl2, whose product is annotated as TATA-box binding protein like 2. Gene Ontology annotation, molecular function: RNA polymerase II general transcription initiation factor activity; DNA binding. Gene Ontology annotation, biological process: DNA-templated transcription initiation. NCBI's taxonomy places the organism in Eukaryota, Metazoa, Chordata, Mammalia, Rodentia, Heteromyidae. The transcript has 7 exons. The record is from RefSeq and is a predicted model, not a curated record. Bases 1 to 1029 code for a protein of 342 amino acids.
AUGGAGGAGGAGGCGUACCUCGAGUUCUACCUGGACCGCUGCGCCGCUGUCCAGGAUGACCUUGCCCUGCCCAUGUCUCCUCUGUUCAACUCAGCCAUACCUUAUGAUGUGUAUGGAGCCAAUCCACCCAAUCCAGGAAAUGAAUUUAACUCACAUCUUAGAGAAACCAAAGAACCAUCCAGUGAUUUCUCAUCUGUGGAUCUUAGCUUCCUACCAGAUGAACUCACCCAAGCAAACAAAGACCAGACAACUGUGGAAUGCAAACAAGAAGUUGAGGAAAAUUGCAAAAUCCCAAGUCCACAAAAUGGGCUACCAUUGCCCAGUGAAGAGGAUGCUGGGCCAGGCUUAAAUGGCAGCAGUCUGUCAAGUGAUGCUGACUGGGCCCAACCCUCUGCAGAGAAACAAAACUCUGAUGAUGCCUCUCUUCUGGCCUCCAUAUCUCCGAUGGCUCCAAUGAACCCUGUGUCCGAAAGUUCUGGAAUUGUACCUCAACUACAGAACAUAGUUUCCACUGUAAAUCUGGCUUGUAAAUUGGAUUUGAAGAAAAUAGCUUUGCAUGCCAAAAAUGCAGAAUAUAACCCAAAGAGGUUUGCUGCUGUGAUAAUGAGGAUCCGAGAACCUAGGACAACAGCCCUCAUAUUUAGUUCUGGGAAAAUGGUCUGCACCGGAGCCAAAAGCGAAGAGCAGUCUCGACUUGCAGCAAGAAAGUACGCUCGUGUGGUGCAGAAGCUUGGGUUUCCUGCCAGGUUCCUUGACUUCAAAAUUCAGAACAUGGUUGGAAGCUGUGAUGUGAGAUUUCCCAUCAGGCUGGAGGGUUUAGUUCUAACCCAUCGGCAGUUCAGCAGUUAUGAACCUGAACUAUUUCCUGGCCUUAUUUAUAGAAUGGUAAAGCCACGAAUUGUGUUGCUUAUCUUUGUAUCUGGAAAAGUUGUGUUGACAGGUGCCAAAGAGCGUUCUGAGAUCUAUGAAGCAUUUGAAAACAUCUACCCUAUUCUAAAAGGCCUGAGCAAGCCAGGUGCUGAUGGCUGA